GAGCGCGAUUUCGUCGCGCCGCGCACUUGCUCCAAGAGCCCUCCCGACAUAACGCGCGCGCGUGACAUUGUGUAAAAGUUCGAAGAUAAAAUAAAAAUCGCACAAAAAUGCUUUUUCGGGUUUGAGCAUAGCUGCCGAGUUUUCUGAUAAUAAGGGGGAGCUUUCGAAGCGUAGCCUUCGAGCUAACGACACUGUACGGCAAAGAGGACCUUUUGGCCGUUAGUGCACACAGUUCUCGCCUCAGUUUGCCUCUGAAUCUCGCAGAGGUCGGAGGUCGUCUGAUCUUCGGUGUACGUUCGCGCGUAUUUUUUAUUUUUUCGUUAAAAUUAUAUUUUCAAAGUGUUACACUAUUGCGGAAAACGAAGCAUUAGAAUAAUCAUACAACAUUUUAAUGAGUUGUCAUUGAAAUCAGUCGAUAAAGAACAAUGAUAAAAAGUGUGUGUCCCUGUUAAGUCCCUCGCUACAAAUCACCAAUCUUAUUAUUAUUAAAUCAUGAAUUGUUAAUACAGUGAUGCAAUCCGUGUUUAUAGCACGACGAAUGUGCAUGAAAGAGUGUUUCCUCGGUAUUCGAUAAUUCAAACAUUUUCAUUUACACCGAAUAUACGAAAAGGUACAUGAAACAAAUAUUGGACUGAUGCUCUCCCACGCGUACUCUUUUAUACCAUCUCUCAUUUUGUGACGAUCGAAUGAAGAACGAUGGUGAACCGCGAAAGGAGGAUCCUGGUGGUCCUUGCUUUGCUGAACAUCGCAAUGAUGAUUUGUGGGAGCGUUGCGAGUACGACGGAUCCCGCGGACGAGGACAUACCCGAGGAGCGAAAAAACAACGGAACUCUUGUGACAACAACGAAGCGAUCUUUGCCGGAUCGUUGCCUCGUCAGAACCGAGAGCGGACCGUGCAAGCAUUACAUACACAAAUGGACCUUCAGCAAGGCCGAAGGGAAGUGCAAAACCUUCGUCUACGGUGGCUGCCUCGGAAACGAAAAUCGUUUCAAUUCCCAGCUCGAGUGUCUUCAUCACUGCAUCGGAGGACCGAAUUACACUCUGCCCUCAUACAUGGUGACAAAGGGUAGCGUAUUUGUCACGACAAGCACAACGACGACGAGCACGCCAUCGACGACGACGGCGAGUACCCCUCGACCAACGUUUUCACCUCCGGAGCCCACGAGGCCGCCAAUCCCGAAGCACAAGCGUGGAAAGGAAUUAACGUUCAUGGAAUCCGGGCACGAAAAGACCUUCAUGUUCGCGCAGAGCAACACGUUCAUCCAGCUGGACGGGAGUGGUAUCAAGACCUUUCAAUUGAGAUUGUGCCGAGAAAUAUCGUUCCAGUUCAGAACGAAGUUGCCGCACGGUCUUCUCGUCUAUCACAGUGUCAAGGAUCGGCCGGAAACUCUCGAUCCCUACGCUCUGUACGUCAUCGUUGAAAAAGGCCAAUUGAAAGUGGUCCACGUGUUUGGCAAGCGCUCGACGAGUUUGACCGUCGGCGAAGGACUCAACAGAGACGAAUGGCACAGCGUACUUGUCAGAAUAGACGUGCACGGUGCCAAAUUGAUCGCCAGAGUCGACGACACCCAGGAGGAAACUACUCUUCAAGUUUUGGAGCGAAUCGUCAAUUAUGGAGUCUCGGAGGAACUUGCUUCCGUCGUUCUAAUCGGAGGUUUGAGCUCCGAGGAACGUUUGCACGGGGUCAAAUACAUAAUCGAAUCUUUCGUUGGCUGUAUCCGGGACAUGGUACUGAGCUCGGGAAAAUCGGCCAGUGAUUUAUUGCCGAUCAGGCCUCUGAUAGCGACGAAACACGAGAACGUGAAGGAAGGCUGCAUCGACAAGUGCUGGACGAGGGAAAAUCUCUGCUUCGUUGGUAGCCAGUGCGUCAAUCAUUACAACAGUUUGACCUGCGAUUGUUUCGGAACGUACUACGAGGGAGAAAGAUGCGAUGUUUACACUGCAACGAUUUUGACCCUGCGAGGUUCGUCGUACGUGUCUUUCCGGGUCUACGAUUGGAAAGAUCGUGUUCAUUCCUCCGUUAACCGGAUAAGCCUAAUGUUCAAGACGAGAUGGGACGACUCGGUGUUAUUUUAUGCGUCCGGUGAGAUCGACGGCACUCCGCAUUACGUGGCAGCGGCGAUAAUGCAGCGAAAAGUUCACGUCGAGCUCGACUUUGGUCACGGAGCGAAAAUAAAGACCGUCAUGGGCGAUCACGUGUCCUCAAACCACUGGAGCAACUUGACCAUUUUUCACAACGCUUCUCUCGUUUACGUGAGCCUCGAUUUCGAGACGAAAGUUCUCGAGGUACCCGGCGACAAUUACAACAUGAUCAUCGAUCCUGAAAUUUACAUCGGCGGUGGGCCCGAGCUCAACAAAAAACGAGGCCUCGUAUCCUACAAUAAUUUUGCCGGGGCCCUAAAAUACGUGUUUUUCAAUGAUAAAUCCAUCAUUUACGAACUCAAACGAUCCAACCCUAUGGUACAUUACAUCGGCGUCCUCGAGCCCGAAUACUACGAGGCUGACGUCGAUGUAAUUCCCAUCACUUAUCCUUUCGCCGGCAGCCACAUCUGGUGGCCCGUCAAUAGCACCGAUUCUUUGCACCUCAACUUUGACUUUAAAAGCUCCAAACCCAUCGCCGUCGUCGCAUCCGGCGAUGUGAAGAGCGAUCAGGGCCCAGGAUAUUGGGAGCUCCGUUUGGUCAACGACGAGAUCCGGUUUCAACUGAUUCCCAUACUGUCGGACAACAUAACAGUUUCGGCAGCAGUUAAAUUUCCGCCUUACAACACAUCGUGGCACGCCGUUGAGCUGAAUUACACGAAGGGCGAGCUCAGCAUACUCGUCGAUUAUCGGAACAAGCAGAGCAAACUUUUCGCAAUGACUUUCGAGCUCGGUAGCAAGGUCAUUAUUGGAAGUGGAAAGAGCAAUGCGGGUCUGAUCGGUUGCAUGCGAGACAUAAAGGUCAACAACGAGGUUAUUGAGCCGAGAUAUGUGAUCAACACUGAGAGAGUCGUGGGUGAAGUUGCUCUGGAUAAUUGCCAAUUCGUUGAUCCGUGUAAGAGGCCGAAUACGUGUGAGCACGGUGGCAAAUGUUCCGUCAAGGAGAACAGGAUAAAUUGCGAUUGCACUGAGACCGGUUACAUAGGAAAAAAUUGUCAUUUCGCGCAGCACAGAAAAACUUGCGAAGAACUGGCUUUGCUCGGUUACACGAAGGAUGACGUGUACAAAAUUGACAUUGAUGGAAACGGAAGGUUCCCACCGGCUCUUGUCAAGUGUGAAUUUCAAUCGAUCGAAGAUUCGACGAAAACUAUCGUCGAGCAUAAUUUGCCGUCGCAGGUUGACGUUAGAUCCAUCGGCGAGGAAGAUUUUUCUUUCAACAUUACAUACCGACAAUUUUCGGCGGAAAUGCUGCAGGAAUUGAUAUCCCACUCGCUUUAUUGCAGUCAGUAUAUUAAAUACGAUUGUUAUCGAGCACCGUUGGAACUCCAUAGCGCAACGUGGUUUUUCGGAUCGAAAAAGUCAUCGAUCGUCGAUUACAUUGGCAACGUUAACCGAGGCUCGUGUCCUUGUGGCAUGAACAGAACAUGCGUUAAUCCGGAUUUGAGCUGCAAUUGCGACGUUUCCGCCGGUAAAUGGCUGUCGGAUGAAGGCUAUUACGAGAGCCCCGAUUCUCUUGGCAUUACUGGAAUGGUUUUUCUGCAACCGAAGGAUCUCGUCGAAGAUGCCCAAGGAAGAAUAACCCUCGGACCCCUCGAAUGCGUCGAAACCAACACUCAAAAAUACGUCGUGACUUUCACCACGUCACAGUCGUACAUCGAAGUUCCGGGCUGGCGAAAAGGCGACAUAGCAUUCAGUUUCCGUACGACUGGAGAAAAAGCAAUUUUGCUGUAUCAGCCACCGAUUCGUAGCAAUUAUCCUUCGUUCAUGGUCGCACUCGCUUCGGACUACAGGCUCACCUUCAAUUUCACUCUCAACACUGGCACCAACCGUGAGCUUGAGGUUAUAAGUCGGCGAAAAUUGAACAAUGGCGAGUGGCAGAAAAUUUGGAUCGAUUACAACGAUUAUCAUGUGAGAUUCAUGAUCAACACGGAUUUUCAAAUGGUUGAUCUGCUACCGGAAGAAGAAUUCGGACCUUUCGAGGGUUCGAUGUUUAUUGGCGGAGCGACGGCUGAGCACCUGAAAACGUCAGCUGUAAGACAAGGUCUCAUCGGCUGUUUCCGAGGAUUGGUCGUCAACGGCGAGAUACUGGACAUUCACAGUUACAUGUCGGUGCACUUAUCCGAAAUAAUAAAAGAUUGUAAACCUUCGUGUCAACCGAACAAGUGCCAGAACGGUGCUCGCUGCGUCGAACUCUGGAGCAAUUUUGAAUGCGUUUGCGAAAACAGAUGGGCCCAUCUGGGAACUUUCUGCGAGACGAAUAUAAACAGCAAAGCACUGACGUUCACGUCAACGGGGGCAUUUUUGAAGAAGAAUUAUUUCGGUACUGGCGAGGACGAAGAAAAAGUAUUGCUGAAAAGCAUGCUAGUUCAGAACAUUCUCAUCAAUUUGAGGACUUACGAUACACACUCGUUGAUUCUGUACGCCAAUGAUCAUCUCAAUAAUUUUGUUCAUCUUUACAUAAGCAAUGGAACGAGUAUCGUUUAUCUCUUCAAUGCCGGAAAUGAAAUAAAAAAUAUAACAGUUCAUCAUCCAGGUGUAAACACAGGAAUAUCGGUGCAAAUAGCAAUUGUCAGAAGCGAAAAUUCUACGACUCUUCACGUUAAUGAAAAUAACGUAACGCUCGAUGCCGUUCCCCUGCUUCUUGAUUCUUAUUCCAACAAGCCAUGGAUCAAUCCGGAAAAAGAAGUUUUAGCUCCGCAAAGACCGCCAGCUCCACCGACCGAUUAUUUCCAGGUGAACCUCGGUGGGUUCGAUCCCGACAACUUGUUACGUGUCGGAAGCGAAGGAACUCUAAUCCAGGGUUACGUCGGAUGCCUCCGUGGUUUAAUGAUCGGGGAAUACCUCGUUGAUUUGCCGAAUUUAGCGAGCGAGGCUAAUCACGAGGGUAGCAAAGGCGUAUUGCCCAAUUGUCAGAUGAAAUGCGACGCUGUACCGUGCAAGAAUUUGGGCGUGUGCACCGAAGACUUCGGCAGACAGGAAUCUUCUUGCAACUGCGCUCUCACGUCCUAUUUCGGGGAACAUUGUGCAGACGAGAAAGGUGCCGAUUUCAGUGGCGAGAGCGUAUUACAACGAGACUUUGAAUUCGAGGGCGAAAUCAAUCAGGUCAAAGUUCAAUUGGCAUUCUCGACCAAUGAUCUCCGUCAAAGAACGAGCGCUCUUUUAUUGUUACAAACUGAGAAUAAAAGAAGUUAUUACCUGCUCGUCGCCCUAACGUCGGAAGGUCAACUGAUAUUCGAAGAGGACAGAGAAGGCUCGGCCUACGGCGUCCGUCUGAACGACCGGAACUUCCUCAACGGAGCACGACACAGCGUUUAUUACGUUCGUGACAAUAAUACGGCUACGUUAUUGAUCGAUCGAGAACCUGUGCAACUGCUGCCAAUUCCCGUUCUGAAUAUCGGCGACGAUGACGACGAGGAGGAAACGGAAUCGCUGGGAGCAACGGAAAUUCAACUGGGUGGUUUGAACACGACUGAUCAACGGUUCAGCGCUUACAAGGGCUACACCGGUUGCCUCAGCAAUGUGGUUGUAUCUAUGAACGGAGCUGCUGGAAUGAAGCCCCUCGAGGAAUACAUGCUCUUUACGAAAAAAGGUAGCGAGACUGUCCGAGCAACGAUGCCAGCUGGUGUUCGGAGUGCCCAGUGUGCGGUAUUCCACACUUCAACGAAAGGCAUCGAGCCACCACGAAACGACAGCGUGCAAGGUCGUGAUCGGGCCUGGGUCGAGGACCCACCGGAACGAGUUCUCUACAAGUCGCUCUACCCGGACGAGACGAAGGAGGAACAAGGAGCUGGAACGUACAUUUUUAUAGCGCUCUGUUGCAUUUUCGUGGCCGCUGUCGUUGGCUGCACUUACGAAGUGCUUCGCAGCGCUGGACGCGAUCGAAAGCGCAGGAGAGCUGCCGCAAGUGCAGCGAACGGCAGCGGCGGUGGUGGUGGUGGUUCGCCUUCGGGUACUCAAAGGUGGCAACAACCCCUGACACCGUCAGGGGCCACUAAGAGCGUAGGAUUUAAAACGAAUGUCGAAAAUGACAAACGACCGAAUGGGACGCACGCGAAAAGCAUUCCAAAGGAUUACAAGCCUGUGCCGAAUUCGGAACACAAAAACGAUCCGGUCAACGACAAAAAAGUUCUCGCUAAAGAUGAAGAAGCGGAGAAAAAGGAGCUGCUAGGGGUAAAUACAGGCACCGUCUCUAAACCUGCGAAACCGAAUCCAUUCUCAAUGGAGGAUCUCAGAGAAGAGCCGGAGCUCGAGGAAUGCGAAGAGGAGGACGACGAGGAGAACGAGGAUGAGGAUGAGGAGACUGGCGAAGAGCCGAAAAAAGCAUCGAGCGACAAUGACGAAAAUACACAAACGUUAAACCUCAACGAUACCGACAUAAUCAUAAGGCCAGCGCCGGGGGCGCCGAAUGGAUGCGAAACGAGUGUGGAAUCACGAGACUCGUCAGAACGGGCGAAAAUAAAGAUUCUCAACAUAUCACCAAUCUUUCUUGCGGACGACAAGAGAACUUACGACAAUCCUCUGAGUUAUUUGGGUGGCCCGAGACUGCAACCGAAAAAUCGUACCUCCAUCGAGUCCGUUCUCUCGUUGGAUUGAAAUGUAAAAGUCGCGCUUAACCUCAUGUGUAUUUGCGGAGAAAACAAAUCUCAGUCUCAUAUAGUUCUAUAUAUAUAAACCCUAGUCACCAACAGGUCGUCUGGACACACGAUAUAUAUACUUUUAGCAUUGACUCUUCUUUUCCCGCCACUAUUUCUUCGUUUAACCUCAAAUUUUGAUUCCAACGCGCAAAUCCACACGAGACGUACGCUCUUUGUUGGUUGUCUUCAACGAGAGCAUUGGAAAAUCAAAGUUAUAUGUAUUUUUCACAAUUGGUUUGUGAAAGCCAUAAGAGUAUAUGCGUGCCCGUUACUAUUGUGAUUAUUUUAUGUUCGUAAGAUUAUCGGAACGGUGUGUUAUUGUAUUCCCUUCAUAUAUACAAUUGUCCCUUGUUCCUUAAUUCUCUAUCUGUCCCAAAUAUUGUCAGUUUUAAUCAACUAUGACACUGCCGUUUACUUUUGAAUUUAGUAAUCGGGCUCGUUCGUUGUACAUUUUAGAAAAAAAACGUUAAAUUUAUGAAUAAUUGAUGAAUAAAUGAUUUUAGUUUAGCCUUCUGUAUAGCCAA
Molecule: messenger RNA, 7297 nt
Organism: Venturia canescens
Lineage: Eukaryota; Metazoa; Arthropoda; Insecta; Hymenoptera; Ichneumonidae
Gene: axo
Product: axotactin
Exons: 24
Coding region: 697-6732 (2011 amino acids)
Molecular function (GO): serine-type endopeptidase inhibitor activity
Source: RefSeq, a predicted model, not a curated record